AUGUCAAUCCAUGAGAAGCUCUUCCCAUCCUCUCUCGAUCUUAUUCCCCUUGCCGAUGCCGAAUCCAUCGAAGAAGACACCUCUACCCUCUUCGCUUCCUCCUCCUUCUCUUCCGAGAACUCUGGCCUCGGCAUGCUCUCCUCCAAUACCAACCUCCUUCAUCUGACAGUCCAUCUUCCUCCGCCGUAUGGCGACAGAGGGUUAGAGAUCGCGCAGAGCCCAAGCGGGUUGCGGGAGAAGGGGUCUACGACUGGAAAUGCUGUGUGGAGGGUAACGCCGCCGCUGGUGGAGUGGGUUAUGGAGAAUGAGUGGUUCUCAUCGUUGUUGAGCAGCGAGAGUACAACUGUGCUUGAGCUUGGAGCGGGUGUUGCCGGAAUUUUGCCUGCGGUGCUGGCACAUAGGGUCAAAACGUAUGUUGCAACGGAUCAUUCACAGCAAAUUCUAAAGAUCCUGCGGCGUAACAUUGAGGAAAACCUAGUUCUACUGAAUGCGACCACGAGCGGCAAGAAAAAGAAGGCGUCUACGGAGAAGGCAGAUAUCAUGGACCGUGUGAUUAUUGACGACCUGGAGUGGCUUCACCCACCAACAGCAUACCUCCCUUCCCUUUCCUCCAUGACCAAGGGCACAGGGUUUUCAAUCAUCUUUGCAUGUGAUACAAUCUAUAACGAAGCACUCAUCACCCCUCACGUAUCAACUCUGCACCACAUCUGCUCAACCCGUCCCGCCGAUCUACCACCAACCCUUGUCAUGGUUGCUACCGAGCUGCGGUCAUAUGAAGUGCAUACCGAAUUCUUGCAAGAAUGGACAGAGAGCGGGUUUGAGGUCUACCGUGUUAGCGAGGACGCCUUGAGUGAUAACUUGAAGGAGGGAUUUGCUGUGUAUAUCGGCGCUCUGAGGCGAUGA
Saitoella complicata NRRL Y-17804 is the source of this 903-nucleotide messenger RNA. RefSeq lists its product as uncharacterized. The coding region runs from base 1 to 903 and encodes 300 amino acids. Lineage: Eukaryota; Fungi; Ascomycota; Saitoellomycetes; Saitoellales; Saitoellaceae. The record is from RefSeq and is a predicted model, not a curated record. The transcript has a single exon.